GGAGGCGGGAGGCACAUGAGGCAACGCAGACUCCCAUCUUCUAACCGGACACCCUGCAUCCAUCUCAGCACCUUUGCUUUUACAACAGGGUGAUUCUUCUCACAUUUAAUUCAUUCAAAACAGUUUAACCGAGGUCUAGUUAAGCAAGUUCUGUCUGUUUGUGGGUGUGAAAAACCAAGAACACUUCAUAUGUGAGCUUAUGCGUUUCCUGAUUAGUGAGACAACAACACAGUGCUCACAACUGACUGGAGCUAGCAGCAUGAUGAGAUCAACGUAAUGUAAAGAACAUGAGACAGAAUGACAGGAAAAACCUCGACUUUCUGGCAACUUCAGAGUUGUGAACUACAUCCAGAGCAGAUGAUUUUGGAGAUAAAAAGCCAUUACUGAGCUUGAUAUGAUGGGUAGCAUCAGUCUGUUCAUUCUGCUGAUUCACUAUGCAUCCAUGUGCUGGGCUUUCCUGCCCAACUUCUGGUCUCGAGCGCUGACAUUGUCCUGGGACUCUUAUACACACCAGUAUAUGACCGAGCAGGCUCUGCUCAAUGUCACCAUGGAGACUAUUAACAUGAUGCCUGAACACUUUGGAGGUCAGGAGCAGGUUGACCUGGGUCGGGCAUUUUGGAAAUCCAUGGGUGAGGUGGUGAGCGCCAAUGCUGCAAUGGACUUCCUGAGUUCUACACGAUCUGACCCCGUGUAUCACUUUGACUCAGAGAGAGUAGAAGGAAGCAUAGAGAUGAUGCGAGACUUCUGGAAGCAGGCGGUUCUGUUGACUAAGAAGAAGGAUUAUCAGGGAGCGAGAUAUAUCCUGGGACAGCUCCUCCAUGGCUUACAGGACUUUUAUAGCCACAGCAACUGGGUGGAAAUGGGACUGAGUACUGAGUACCUUCAUCUGUUGGACCCUAAAGAGCCGGCAGUACCUGUAGCUUCAGAGUACACUCCUACCUGUGCUGCAUGCCAUCGAUUCAGUUGUUACAAUAAUUUAUUGGAAGAUCUUGUCAGGGGUCCACCAAAGCCUCUUCUGACCACUGGAUAUUUCAGCACUUACCCAGCCAAACCGAUAGGGAAGUGCAGCCAUGGUGGUAUUCUGGACAGCAGUCGUCACCAGGCAGCUGAGGGUGGCAUUAAUAAGGACAGCACGUCCCCUGUCUUCUCCCCACACCACUUCCUCCACAAAGAAGCUGCCCAGCUUGCUUCCAAGGCAACUGUCAGAGUGCUCCGUGACCUCAGAGAUGAGGUGGGGCCCAAGAGCUUCCUCAGGUUCCUCAGUGUCAAACAGCCUCCAGCCCUGGUGUUUGUCAUGGACACUACAGGUAGCAUGUUUGAGGAGAUCACAGCUGCUCGUCUCCGUGCCCUGUCCAUCAUUCAGGCACGAGAGAGGAAUCAUGCUCCUGGGCUUCCUGGCACUUUCCUACUCAUCCCCUUCCAUGACCCAGCUGUAGGCCCGGUGUUAGAGACAGAUGACCCCAAUGAAUUCCAGCAGUUCAUGGAGAAUUUAAUGGCUCUUGGUGGAGGAGAUGAACCAGAGAUGUGUCUCUCUGCUGUUCAGCUGGCUCUUAUCCAUAGUCCACCUCUGUCUGAGAUUUUUGUUUUCACUGAUGCAUCCCCUAAGGACAGCCACCUGUACAGCACCGUCAAAGCUCUCAUUUUAGAAAAACAAAGCAAGGUGACCUUCCUGUUGACUGAAGACCCAAGUCAUAGCGAAAAAGUGACAAGCAAGAGGAUGAGGAGAGCGACCUUAUCUCCUGACAGAUUCUCUCUGUACUCCUCUCUGUCCUCCUUAUCUGGAGGGAUGACCAUCUUCACCACUAACAGAGAUAUUCAUAAAGCUUCAGCCAUUGUGGAAGACAGCACCACUUCCAGCAAGGUGACUCUGUUUCAUGCAGAAAGUGAGGCAGAUUCAUCACACAUCUUCACAGUCGACCACACUGUCAGAUCUGUUAGGCUCCUUAUUGCUGGAAAACUCACAACUUGUGUCCUCAUCAACCCUACAGGUGCCCGUCAGUCUCUUCUUAGUGAAGCAGGUCCUCUGGGCGAGCUGGAUCGGUCUGACGGUCUGUAUCGAGUCAGGCUUCUGCCACCUGUAGAACCUGGCCAGUGGCAGCUCAGCGUCACAUCCCAUGGACCAAUCACAUUUAAUGUCUUAGGAGAAAGCACAUUGGACUUUUUCUAUUACUUUGCAGUAGUGGCAAAUGAGACUCACCCAGGGCUGCAGAGAGUAGAAGGCAGUCCUAUUGCAGGUGUACCAGUAUUUUUAGUGGUGGCUGUAACAGGCCUGUCCACCAAUGAUGAAGCCACUUUCAGUCAUGUGACCUUGCUAGGGUCCAAUGGUGAAAUCUUUCAGAAGGUAUUACUGAAUUCUUCGACGUCGAAUUGGUCAGGAGAGGAGCUGGUCAGCUUCAUUGACUCAGUUCCCAGGAAGCCCUUCAGUGUGCGUCUCUGUGGAAAAGACAGAAGGGGGAAUGAGCUUGAAAGAGUUUCCGCUGAGCUGGUUCAGCCCACACAUGUACAUAUUAUGGUGCUCUCAGCUCCUCAUCUUCUUCCAGGUCAUCACUCCACAGUUUUGUUUGAAGUGUUUAACCAUGGUCCUGCCCGUCAUUUCAUAGUGACUGCUGAAGAUGACCGUGGCUUCCUUUCGCACGGCAAACACCACAGGUUGGUUAUAGGAGAGCGAGGAUCUGCGAGGGAGGAGGUCAAGCUGUGGACUCCACACUCCACCCAGGCAGGUCAGACACUUACAGUGACCCUCACAGUCCAGGCACAUGACUCACCAGAUACCAACUACGCUGUUGUAUAUCUUCUGGUUUUACCAGAGGAGCCUGACUUUUCUCCUCCAUCAUGUUCUGUGAUGCAUGUGGAGUCAGACUGCCCUCCACUUCCUCAGUGUUUUCUGGGUAACUGGAGUAUCUACAUGACAGUGAAGGACAGAGGUCACUCUGGCCUGGCAAGCAUACAACUUGCUGUAGGACAGGGCACCCUCAUGCUGCUCCAUGACGAGGCCACUGGGAAAAAUGAAUACUCUCUGACACAGCUCCCUGAGGAAACAUAUGUAAGCCCCCUGAAACAGCUCCAUGAGGAAGCAGUAAGGCAUCAGCUGCACAGACACUCAGCACGGCUCAAGCAUAGAGCUCACAGACUAGCAAAAGUCACAUUAGUGCAUGGCGACCCCCCACUGAACAUUAGUAAGUGGGCUAGGAGAAAGCACAUAAUGCUGCUCUAUACUUCAGACUGCUGUGUCCCUCAGGCAGGGCUGCUUGUGUGGGAUGGAGCAGGGAAUAUGAGGAACUGCAGCCUGACAGCCAGCCAACAGAGGGCACUGAGAGAGAAAAACAGUGCAAAUGGGAUUACACAUACACUUCUAACACUUGUUGUAUGGACCUUGUUAGAAUUGGGCACCAUUUGUGCAUAGCAAAUCUUAAACGUCAUCCCAAAAGUGCUAUAAAAUGAGUUAUAUAAACUAAACUGAAAAAUGAAUAAACACUGAAACUGUUGGAUUUUGAAGAAAUAAUUUUUAAUAUUGUGUGGCAUGCUGACCUAAGGCGUAGUGUUGCUGCUUUACAGCUCUAGGGUCACUGGUUCUUGGGCUUGGGUUUCUGGUUUCCUCCAACCUCUCAAAAACAUGCCAGUAGGUCAAGGGUGUAUCCUGGGAUAAGCUCCGGAUCUGGAUAUUUUGAAUAUUUUACAGGCACUUAUGGCUUGAAUAUGUCUGGGUAGAUGUGUUAAUGGACUCCUCAACAAUGAUUUGUAUGAAUAGCCAUAAACAAAAUAAAUAUGUACAAUAUAUAUAUAAAAAUAUGUAUAAAUGUGUAUUAUUGUCUUUACAUUUCUUACAUAAGAUACAUUCCAA
Molecule: messenger RNA, 3841 nt
Organism: Pangasianodon hypophthalmus (striped catfish)
Lineage: Eukaryota; Metazoa; Chordata; Actinopteri; Siluriformes; Pangasiidae
Gene: vwa7
Product: von Willebrand factor A domain containing 7
Exons: 18
Coding region: 395-3403 (1002 amino acids)
Source: RefSeq, a predicted model, not a curated record